CAAGCCACUUGAUCUACUCCUGAUCAUCACUGUCUAGCUACCCACCACCAUGCUCCUCUUCAUCUUUCUCUUCCUCCUCCUCUCUUCCAAUAUACAUACCGCACUUUCUGCCCAUUGUACCACAGUCACCGCCACCAAAACUUUUCAAAAAUGCAUGACACUCCCUUCCCAACAAGCCUCCAUAGCAUGGACCUUCCAUUCCCACAAUGCUACUUUAGACCUCGUUUUCUUUGGUACCUUCAUUUCACCCUCUGGCUGGGUUGGAUGGGGCAUCAAUCCUGCUUCCUCAGAAAUGACUGGAACUCGUGCCUUAAUCGCCUUUAAGGACCCAAACUCCGGCCAAAUUGUCCUAUUACCAUACAUCCUUGACCCAACUGUAAAGCUCCAAAAGAACCCUCUCCUUUCUCGCCCCCUUGAUAUCAGCCUCCUAUCCACGUCUGCCACCUUCUACGGUGGCAAAACUGCCACAGUUCACAAUGGUGCUACAAUCCAAAUAUAUGCCACAUUGAAGCUUCUACCAAACAAGACAAAGAUCAACCACGUGUGGAACCGUGGCCUUUAUGUCCAAGGCUACUCACCAACCAUCCAUCCAACUACCUCUAACGACCUUUCCUCCCAUGCCACCAUUGAUGUCCAGUCGGGCUUAGCUAUGGCUCAACACGACAACAUCAAAACUCUGAAAAUCGUGCAUGGGAUCAUAAACGCCAUCUCGUGGGGGCUUAUACUGCCUAUAGGAGCAGUGACGGCACGCUACCUAAGGCACAUACAAGCACUAGGGCCCGCAUGGUUUUAUGCUCAUGCAGGCAUGCAACUUUUUGCACUUUUCCUUGGAACCGUGGGGUUUGCGAUAGGAAUUCGACUUGGAGAGCAGUCACCGGGCGUGGAAUAUGGACUUCACAGGAAGCUUGGGUUUGCGGCAUUUUGUUUAGGAGGGUUGCAGACACUUGCACUAUUGUUUAGGCCUAAAACUACAAACAAGUUUAGAAAGUAUUGGAAAUCUUACCACCAUUUUGUUGGGUAUUCUUGUGUGGUGCUUGGGGUUGUGAAUGUUUUUCAAGGUUUUGAGAUAAUGGGAGCGAGCAGGUCUUAUGCUAAGUUGGGUUAUUGUUUGGGGCUCUCUACCUUGAUUGGUGUAAGCAUAGCUCUGGAGGUAAAUUCAUGGGUUAUUUUUUUUAGAAAAGCAAAUGAAGAGAGGCUGAGAAGAGAACGACUAACUGAUAAAUAUGAUAAAGGGAGUGGAAGCCACAGUUGAUAAAAUGACCCGAUCAAUUUUUGUGCCAUUUAAAAACUUCUUAAUGCUUACCUUCUGCUGCUCUGAUGUAACUUAAUUGUGUGAAUCAUCUUCGU
This is a messenger RNA of Juglans regia (Persian walnut), 1347 nucleotides long. Its product is annotated as cytochrome b561 and DOMON domain-containing protein At2g04850-like. NCBI's taxonomy places the organism in Eukaryota, Viridiplantae, Streptophyta, Magnoliopsida, Fagales, Juglandaceae. The transcript has a single exon. The coding region runs from base 50 to 1252 and encodes 400 amino acids. The record is from RefSeq and is a predicted model, not a curated record.